AUGACUCAUCAAAAGAUGACGCGUUAUAAUAAUAAUAACUCUUCUCCCACUUCACAGCAAACUAAUACAACAAAUACUCUUCCUUCAGGCACUUCAGCUUCACAACAAAAUACAAGUCAUCAUAUCCUAAAUUUGGAAGGUAAUAAUCAACAAAAUACAGUUAAUACCAAUCAAUUAAUGCUAGAGACUGUCAAAAAUCUCAAAGGGAGAAUGCAUGGCCUUUGGGCAUCAGAUUUCACUGAAAUAAUCGAUGAUAAUAAGAGUAAUGUGCUUAUUUGUAGUAUAACUAGAAAUAUACUUAUAGAACCUAUCAAUUAUUCUCACGAAGAAAUUACAAGACCAAGAGAAGAAGUUGAACGGUGGAAAGAGAAAACUCGCUUUUGGCAAAAAUGA
Funneliformis mosseae is the source of this 393-nucleotide messenger RNA. Lineage: Eukaryota; Fungi; Glomeromycota; Glomeromycetes; Glomerales; Glomeraceae. The record is from the annotation of a GenBank genome assembly.